CGCAGCUGGGUACCCCUCCGCCAGGGGCGGGCCUCGCCACCCCCGCCGCCAUGUUGCGGCCGGCGCGCGGGCGGGGGGGGGAUGACGCACCUCCGGCGUGUUACGUGAGCGUCUGCGUAGGGAGGGUGUGUCCAACUGUCGCCGCGGCGCGGGUGGCCCCGGGGCCCUUCCGUGAGGGGGCGAGCAGGCGGCGCGGCCCCGGCCCCUCCUCGCCGCCGCCAUGCCCGCCGGCGUGCCUUGGCCCACCUACCUGAAGGCGCUGGCGGCCAGCAUGCUGGCCAUGUUCGCCGGCGCCGAGGUGGUGCACAGGUACUACAGGCCUGACCUUAGUAUACCUGAAAUACCUCCUAAGCCUGGAGAACUGAGAACAGAACUGUUGGGUCUAAAAGAAAGAUCAAGCGAAGUUCAAACUUCACAACAGUGACCUGAAUUUACUUACAUUGUGAAAACUAGAACUGAUAAAAUAUUUGUUCAACUGUCUCAACUGCAGAAACCCACGUGUGAAAUACUGUAUUGCCUUAAAACUUUUUUUGUUUCCUUUAAGCAGACUUACAGGCAGCAUUAAAAAUAAAUGUACGAUGAAUACUGUUGUUAAAACUCCAAUUGGUUGUGUGCCAAAAUGCCUGUCAUUUCUUAAUCUUUAUUGCAGUGUAAGUAUCCUUCGGAAUAAAAGAUGUGAGCUCACA
This is a messenger RNA of Chroicocephalus ridibundus (black-headed gull), 686 nucleotides long. Its product is annotated as ubiquinol-cytochrome-c reductase complex assembly factor 6. The transcript is spliced from 2 exons. Gene Ontology annotation, biological process: mitochondrial respiratory chain complex III assembly. The record is from RefSeq and is a predicted model, not a curated record. Lineage: Eukaryota; Metazoa; Chordata; Aves; Charadriiformes; Laridae. Bases 221 to 424 code for a protein of 67 amino acids. Gene Ontology annotation, cellular component: mitochondrion.